Messenger RNA from Pseudoliparis swirei, 3258 nucleotides. RefSeq names its product phosphoinositide 3-kinase regulatory subunit 6-like. Gene Ontology annotation, molecular function: 1-phosphatidylinositol-3-kinase regulator activity. NCBI's taxonomy places the organism in Eukaryota, Metazoa, Chordata, Actinopteri, Perciformes, Liparidae. The transcript is spliced from 18 exons. Gene Ontology annotation, cellular component: phosphatidylinositol 3-kinase complex, class IB. The record is from RefSeq and is a predicted model, not a curated record. Gene Ontology annotation, biological process: positive regulation of MAP kinase activity; G protein-coupled receptor signaling pathway. The coding region runs from base 240 to 2369 and encodes 709 amino acids.
AGGCGACACAGGUGAACGAUGGAUUACUUCAGACGGUGUGACUCAACGUCUUCAAGGCUUUGAGAGUUUUCUCUGUUUUUUUGAGCUGCGGACACAAUUCAAACAUUGUUCACUUUACUCGGGAGACAAAAGCCAUCGUGUCCUUGGCAGACUGACAUCUGUUGGAAGUGAAUACGUUGGAUUCUCCUUCGGUUUUGAGUGUUUCCUCACACACGACUCUCCUUAGAUCCUGAAGAAAGAUGGUUGAUCCUACCACUUGCGUGGCUUUCUCCACGGUUGAGUCCGGCCUGAGACACACGGUGCAGGCUCUUCUGAAGGAGAUGAGCGGCCAACGUGUUUGGGAAAAAGGAUUGAUGCGAUGGAGUCUCCAGAAGAGGCUGGAAGCCAAUCCCGCCUGCAGCGUGUCGUUGGUCCGAGUGCUCGUCCGAGAGCUGGGCAAGCUGCUGCAGGCCGACGACGCUCGAUCCUACACACACACCAUCCCAGUGCUGCACACACUCUACUAUGUGGUGAUGCAGUCAGGUGUCAUGAUUCCGACCAGCGUUUACCAGGCGGUGUUUGAGUGCGUGAUGAAACUGCUGACAUUACCGUCUCCGUACUCCGCCGUGGCGCUGAGCACCGUGAGGAGCAUCAAGAUGGAGAUGACCACGCCGGGCUCCUUGUAUCACCGUCGAGUCACCGCAGAGCAGAACCUCACCUUGCAGGAAAAGGUGUUUGUGCUCGCCGACCCCGCUGUGUUUUCUGCUCCGCUGGAAGCGGCGGUGAGGACCCACCUGGAGGCGUCCGUCUUUCUCCGGGACGCGUCGACCAUGGAGAAGAACGUGGUGCGGCAUGUGCUGCAGGCGGCUCUGGGGCCGAGCUGCCGGAGCGCCGUGCUGACUCGGGCCCUGGAGGCGUUGGGGGAACAUGCGGUGGAGAAGUAUUUCCAGGAAGUGUCUCUAGCCGUGGAGGAGAGUCUGAAGCACGGAGCAGCUGGUCGUGCAAACUAUCUGAACAGACUGCAACACAUUUACAGAGACAUCUCGGAUGCCUCUCAAGAAGAACAAACCAAGCUCCAUCGGGGUGUUGCGGUCAGCACUGCAAUGCCCUACCCGGAGAUCAACUUCCUCUUGUGGAGGGACAAAGAGGAUCUAUGGAGUCUGCUGGAAAACCUCGCCAAGUGCUGCGGCUCCGACUCAACGACUAUUGAGAAGGACCAAAGUGAUUCAGUUCAGUCCGAGGACAGCGGCGGGAGAGAGAGAAGAGAUCUGAACGAGGGUGACUUUGAUGACACGUCCACCGACCCGACGCCGACCUUCACGCGUAGAAACGGCUUUAAGACCACCAAGAGGGCGAACGCGCCGCCGCGCCCGACGAGCGGGAAGACGGACGCGUUUCCCGGAGGCUCGCCCGGGAGGCGUCACACGGCUCGGGUGGUGGUGCUGGGGGACGACCGUGUGCUGGGGACCCUGAGCAGGGCUUACCGCUCCAUUCGAGAGAGAGAGUCAGAGCAGCCGGUUUUGAGCGGGAAACUGAACCUCCGGUUGUACUACAUCCCGGUCACGUCGCCCUCGCGCAGUUCCCCCGAUAGCCCUUGUGAGAAUGAAGGCAGCCGAUUGGGUCUCGCCUCAUUCCUGGGGCGCGUGGACCCGUGGUACAACAGCAACAUCAACAGUCUGGGAGCAGCCAUCUCCAAACUGGCUGGGAAGUCUGUCCACAUGGAGCCGGUGGAGCCGGACGUCUUCCUCCUGGACACCCUGUGCUACUACCUCCGCUGUGGGACGCAGCCGGUGAACCUGCCGCUCUAUUCGGUGAAGAUGACCCGCUCCAGCUGUGAUGUGGUGGAGGAGGUGUUCGUGUCCCACCUGGAGGCCGCCAUCCCAGAGUUCAGACACCUGAAAGAGAAGUUCUCAAAGGAGCCCAGCGUACGCCGAAAGAAGCCGUCGGUGGAAGUCUUCCACUCGGUCAUGUCAGUCAAUUACACAGAGAUCUCCUUAAGCAAUCGAGAAGUGGUGAAGAGAGAAGCAGCCAUGGCGUUUGGCGUGGUGAUGACAUCACAGCCGGCAGCUUUAGCAUCAGGUGAGCAUCACCUCUCUGUGGAGUUUCACAGCGUGGACCCAGGAAACAACACCACGAUCCAAACCCGGAACAUCAGCAUCCGGGCCCUGCAGGAUCGAACGCUCUCCGUGUGUCUGGAUAAGGACUCCCGCAGCACGUACACCGGCGUGCACAGGGUAGAAAUAUCCCCGUGUUUGCACCCCGGAUGCGGCGUCGGGUCCCGGUCCACGCGAGAGCCGCUGUUUAGCAAGUAUCUAGACAGAGCCAUGCACCUGCCCAUCAACACCUUCACCGGUGAGCCGUCCGCCUCAUGGUGUGCAGACUCUACAUAACGUUAUCUACGUUUGCAUAUUUCUUAUGCAUCUUUCUUGUAUUCUAUUUAAUUAAAUUCCUUGUUAUCAUGGAUAUUUGCUAUAAUACUCGAACAAAACACACCUUUAAAGGUGCCCAAUACAAAAUCGUCGAGCCCAUUUGUUGACUCCACACAGCUCUCAACAUGGCGACGGCUAACAGUGUUGAAGGGGAACCGGAGGACUGGUGCUCCUCUUUAUACUUUAUUCUCUUUCGUUACUUUUCAGAUGAGGAUUUGACGAUGUUAAAAUACACGAUGCGUUUUUGAAAACACGAUGAACUAAACUACUGUUACGUGCAACUGUUCAACAUUUGAAGUGGGCUAUAUUUCACAUAUUGAAAAAAAAGAAAAACAUUAUCGUCACUGGCUGCUCGUUGCUGAGAGGAUAUGACCCGAUGUAAAGUUUAUGUGUCCCAAGAUAUGUAAAGUAAUAUCUGUGUGUAUAUAUAUAUAUAUACGCAUAUAUAUUUUUCAAUAUUGUUUUCAAAGAAUGUGUGAAAUAUUCAUAUUUUUAUUAAUUACAAAGUUUGAGAUUUAUGGUGAUAAAAAAAAAAAAAUAGAUGCAGCAGACUACAAGCCCAGAUCAGUUAUUAUAUAUCCAUGCAUUUGCUAAACUGCUCUAGAAGCAGAACAGUAUAUAUAUUUUUUUUAACAACUGGUCUUCAAACGCAACAUGUCGCUGCAUGCCCCAAUAGUAUUCAUGCCAUAUUUACAAGUGGAAAAUAAGUUGUCUUUCAUUAGUAAUUUUAGUAAAUACUCAAUCUGUAUAAUCAUAAUAUUUUCAAUACCAACCCUUUGAAUGGGGCCCUUUGAUAUACAUUUUGUUUUUCCUCUGUACGUUUACUAAAAUAAAGUAUCUUUCCACAUCA